Molecule: messenger RNA, 347 nt
Organism: Paramecium pentaurelia
Lineage: Eukaryota; Ciliophora; Oligohymenophorea; Peniculida; Parameciidae
Source: the annotation of a GenBank genome assembly
AAUGGGUGGUAUUUAUAAAAGAAAAGGAAAUUCUGCAAAGAAUAAGUUUCAUCAUCGUAUUUUGAAAACUAAAUCCUAUUAAAGAGCUAAUGAUUAGAUUCAUGAUGAUAUUAAACCUGAAAAUAUAUAAAAAUGGUAAAAUUAACCAAUUGAUGAAACUUUACCUGGAUUAGGCUAAUAUUAUUGUGUCUCUUGUGCCAGGUACUUUGUUAAUGAAGAAUCCAUUAAAAAACAUUAAAUUAGUAAAUAAGUAUGAUUACUUAAAAGUAUUAUAGCAUAAAAAAUAAGAUAAAAGAGCCAAAGAAAAACCAUAUACUCAUAUGGAAGCAGAAUAAGCUGGAAAAUGA